UGUCUUACCCCCAUACCUCUCCGAAGGCUAUUACCCAAAACUGUGGCAGACAUUUGUUGGUGAAGCCAUGGCGUGCGCACUAACUUCAACGCUCUCAUUAUUCACCAAUCCGAUACCAUCCGAGAGGGCUUUUUCUUCGCGUUCCAUGUUAAAUGCAAGAGCCGUGGCCAAGGAGGUUUACUUCAACCACGAUGGCUCAACUACAAAGAAGCUUAAGGCGGGGGUGGACCUGGUGGCGGACCUGUUGGGGGUGACAUUAGGGCCAAAAGGAAGGAAUGUGGUGUUGGGGAACAAGUACGGACCUCCCAAGAUUGUUAAUGAUGGGGAAACUGUACUUAAACAGAUUGAGUUGGAGGAUCCCGUGGAAAACGUUGGAGUGAAAUUAGUGAGGCAAGCUGGCGCAAAAACAAAUGACCUUGCUGGCGAUGGUUCCACUACAUCCAUAAUUCUGGCUCAGGGUUUAAUUGCUGAGGGUGUGAAGGUCAUUUCAGCUGGCAUGAAUCCUGUUCAAAUUGCUCGUGGGAUUGAGAAAACUGCAAAGGCCCUUGUAUCUGAACUCAAACUGAUGUCCAGAGAGGUUGAAAAUCAUGAGCUUGCAGAUGUUGCUGCUGUUAGUGCGGGGAAUGAUUAUAUUGUGGGAAACAUGAUAUUUGAUGCACUUCAACAAGUGGGAAAGAGUGGCGUGGUUACGAUUGAAAACGGGAGAUGCAUUGAAAAUAAGCUGCAAAUUGUAGAAGGAAUGCAAUUUGACCGUGGAUAUUUGUCUCCUCACUUUGUCACUGAUAGACAAAAGAUGAUAGUGGAGUUUCACAACUGCAAGUUACUUUUGGUCGACAAAAAAGUCACGAAUCCAAAGGAAAUGUUUAAAAUACUGGACAGUGCAGUCAAAGAGCAAUAUCCAAUUUUGAUAAUUGCAGAGGGCAUUGAGCCGGAAGCUUUGGCUCCAGUAAUUAGAAACAAACUCAAGGGUGUGCUGAAGGCAGCCGCUAUUAAGGCUCCAGCUUUCAAUGAACUCAAGAGCCACUGCUUAGAUGACAUUGCUAUCUUGACUGGAGGCACUGUAAUCAGAGAUGAGGAGGGGUUGACACUAGAAAACACAGGCAAGGAGGUAUUGGGCGCAGCGACCAAGGUGGUAAUAAGUAACAAUUCUACGUUAAUAGUUACUGAUGGAAGCACUCAUGCAGCUGUAGAGAAGAGGGUUUUGCAGCUCCGAAGGCUUGUUGAGAAUACUGAAGAAAAAUUUCCAAAGACGGUACUAAAUGAACGAAUAGCAAGGUUAUCUGGGGCAAUUGCCAUUCUUCAGGUAGGAGCGCAAACACAAGUAGAGUUGAAGGAUAAACAACUGAGGAUUGAAGAUGCUUUAAAUGCAACAAAGGCAGCUAUUGAGGAAGGUGUUGUAGUUGGUGGUGGCUGUUGCCUUCUGAGACUAUCUCAAAAGGUUGGUGAAAUCAAAGAACUUUUGGACAAUGACGAGCAGAAGCUUGGAGCCGAGAUAUUUAAAAGAGCUUUGAGCUAUCCUGCAAGACUAAUAGCCAAAAAUGCCGGCGUAAAUGGUGACGUCAUUAUAAAUCAGGUUCUAUCUAAUGAGGAUAUAAGAUAUGGAUAUAAUGCUGCCAAAGGGUGUUAUGAGGAUCUGAUGACAGCAGGGGUAAUGGACCCAACAAAGGUGGUCAGAUGUUGUUUGGAGCAUGCAGCAUCAGUUGCCAAGACUUUUCUGACCUGUGAUGCUGUUGUAGUUGACAUCAAAGAAUUGACACCCAUUCCAAGGAGAAGAGGCAUGCCAAUGUCAAUGCCCAUGCCGAUGUCAACCCCAGGAAUUGGACCCAUUGGCUUAAAUUCUGGUAGACGUUCUGAAGCAAUGCCACUUAAUCUUCAAUGAAACAUGGCUUCCAUCCCUCGUGUAAAAAGUCGAAAGAAAAUUCACUGGACUCAUGACUGUAGCUGGCCAACCAGAAACUCUCGGUUGCAGUUACAAAAUACUCACUUUGAUCAGUCACAGAGUUCUCAGCACUCACGUCUAGUGGCCUAUCGUCUGCAAGAAGCAAGCAUAUACCCAAAUUUUCACCAAGGGGUUUGUCCGCGAACUUAUGCAUUGUAGCAAGAUGAUAUAUAAUCUGCCAUCUUGUGUUAGGAGGCUCCAGCAGAUUAUCAUGUUGAGGGUGUAUGUAGAUGGGAAAAUUUCUCCUCUUUGACCAUGCAUGUACGUAUAUGUAUUAGAUGAGCACUUAUAUUGGUUCAUAUUAUUGUAGAGGAGUUCUCUAAAUUGAUGAAUCUCAUACUAUAUUGAGCUCCAAUGUCUGUCCUACAGAAAUUUG
This is a messenger RNA of Tripterygium wilfordii, 2315 nucleotides long. RefSeq names its product chaperonin 60 subunit beta 4, chloroplastic-like. Gene Ontology annotation, cellular component: chloroplast stroma. The record is from RefSeq and is a predicted model, not a curated record. Gene Ontology annotation, biological process: protein refolding. The transcript has 14 exons. NCBI's taxonomy places the organism in Eukaryota, Viridiplantae, Streptophyta, Magnoliopsida, Celastrales, Celastraceae. Gene Ontology annotation, molecular function: ATP binding; ATP-dependent protein folding chaperone. Bases 68 to 1879 code for a protein of 603 amino acids.